AUGCGUCCGACAAAGUCCCUCUGCUCCAGGUCACUGGCUUUGGCCGCAUUUCUUUCAAGCAUCACUCCUUGCCUGGCAGGAUACGGAGCCACGACAAAUUUUACAACAUGGUUCAACAUCACAUCAUAUCCAGAGGAGCAGGCUGCAAACGUAUCAACAUAUUUGUACGAAGCGCUCAGCACAGCUGGUGAUGACCUGUACACCUUUGCUGCUCACCGUUGCAUUCUGGGUCAGGCCUAUCCGGAACUCUCCGAUCUACAGCAAGUGGAUGGCUUCGUCCAGCCCACUCGAGCCUUUGACUCGGUCUUCUUUAUCGGAUCGUCCUAUGUGUCCUCCUGGAUCAUCGACACCGGCGACGGCUUGGUGCUCAUUGACACGCAGGACAACCCAGAAGAAGCGGCAGGAGUCAUUGUGCCCGGACUGGAAUACCUUGGCUACAGCGGCUCCGACAUUGUGGCCGUGAUCAUCACGCACGAGCACGCCGACCACUACGGCGGCGCCCGCUACCUGCAGGAAACCUUUGACGUGCCCGUUUACGCGUCCGCCGUGGCUUGGGACGGCAUGGCCGCGGACCCCAUAGCACCCGCAGGCCUCGUGCCCCCGGUGCGCAACCUGACCAUUGACGACGGCCAGGACCUCACCUUUGGCAACACGACUUUUAGCUUUGUCCUGACGCCGGGCCACACCCCGGGGACCCUGAGCUUCUUCUUUGACGUGUACGACGGCGGUGCGCCGCACGUGGCCGCCAUCUAUGGCGGCGGCGGCAUCCCCAGCAAUGCCACGGCCAAGGACCAGCAGAUUGCCUCGUUUGCCAAGUUUGGCGAGCGGGCCGCCGCGCGCGGUGCCGACACGCUGCUCGCGCCGCAUCAGACUCAAGAUAAUGCCCUGUACAACUUUGAUAUCUUGCGCCAUCGGGCGGCAUUUUAUAAUGUCUCGGAUGGUGGCAAUACCCCGAAGAACCCGUUUGUGCUGGGUAAUGAGGCGUAUCUGAGAUAUUUGAAGACAAUGGCCUUGUGUGUUAGGAUCGAAGCCGCACGGAUUGGGCAAUAUUUGUCUGCGUAA
Messenger RNA from Pestalotiopsis fici W106-1, 1062 nucleotides. RefSeq lists its product as uncharacterized. The record is from RefSeq and is a predicted model, not a curated record. Bases 1 to 1062 code for a protein of 353 amino acids. The transcript has a single exon. NCBI's taxonomy places the organism in Eukaryota, Fungi, Ascomycota, Sordariomycetes, Amphisphaeriales, Sporocadaceae.